UUACAUCAGUUUAAUUUUGCCUGUUCUCGUAUGUUCUCGUAAAUAUCGUUGUCUUGAUUGGCACCCAUAUUUUGUGCCGGUACUAAAUUCACAUAAAACUAACAUCGUUUUAAAAAAUAACUUAUUACCCAAAGCUGGUUAGCUUGCGACUCUCAUUGAAACCUUUAAAGUUUUAUCUGAUAUAUAAUAUUUUAGUCAUGGAAAAAUCUUCAAAUUUGGUUGUAGUAAGUCCAAAUACAAAAUAUACUGAAGAGUUUAUUUACUCGGAUUAUGAAUAUGAGGAAACUUUGGUGACUAAAAACGGCAAUAAGUUAGUUGCUAAACCUUACCAGAAAUCUCUUAGCAUCCGCACUACAAGGAAAGUUGGCAAAGUUGGUGUAAUGCUGGUCGGCUGGGGUGGUAACAAUGGGUCUACAUUCACAGCAGGUGUAUUGGCCAAUCGUCACCAACUCUCAUGGAAUAAUAAGAAUGGGAAAAUGGAUCCUAAUUGGUUUGGUUCUAUAACACAAGCAUCCACUGUAAGGCUGGGCAUUGAUGAAGAAGGUCGAGAUGUGUAUGUGCCGAUGUCACAGCUGCUGCCAAUGGUUGAUCCUGAUGAUUUAGUAAUCGACGGGUGGGACAUCAGCCCUUUAAACCUGGCGGAGUCUAUGGCAAGAGCUAAGGUGAUAGACUAUGACCUGCAGCAGAAGUUAAAAAAAGAAAUGUCGGCAAUGAAACCGCGGCCUGCUAUAUACGAUCCCGACUUUAUUGCAGCUAAUCAGGCUGACCGAGCAACCAACUUGAUCCGCGGUACCAAACAUGAGCAGUACCUGCAAAUCCGUGCUGACAUUAAGGACUUCCGCGACAAGAAGAAGCUUGACAAAGUUAUCGUGUUAUGGACGGCCAACACUGAGCGAUUCUGCGAGGUGCGUGAUGGUGUUCACGACACUUCAGAGAACUUGGAGCGAGCGCUGCGCAGCAAUGAGCCUGAGAUAUCACCCUCUAUUAUAUUUGCAUUGGCCGCCAUAGACGAAGGGUGUUGCUACAUAAAUGGCUCGCCACAAAACACAUUGGUGCCAGGCGUGGUUCAGAGGGCAGAGAAGAACGGAGUGUACGUCGCGGGCGACGACUUCAAGUCCGGUCAGACCAAACUUAAGUCGGUGUUGGUCGACUUCCUAGUGUCAGCCGGAUUGAAGCCCGUGUCUAUUGUGAGCUACAAUCACUUGGGCAACAACGAUGGGAAGAAUCUCUCUGCACCACAACAGUUUCGCUCUAAAGAGAUAACGAAGAGCAACGUAGUCGACGAUAUGGUGGAAGCAAACUCCAUACUGUACAAGCCUGACGAGAAGCCCGACCACGUGGUAGUCAUUAAAUACGUGCCAUACGUUGGUGACUCUAAGCGUGCGAUGGACGAGUACACAUCGGAGAUAAUGUUGCACGGCACCAACACGCUGGUGAUCCACAACACGUGCGAGGACUCCCUGCUGGCAGUGCCCCUCAUACUCGACCUGGUGCUCCUCUCGGAACUGUUCACACGGGUCAGCUUUAGACCAGACGAGAAACAUGCGUGGUCGGGCCUGCACACGGUGCUGUCGCCGCUGUCGUACCUGCUGAAGGCCCCGGCCGUGCCGGCGGGCGCGCCCGUCGUCAACGCUCUGUUCAAGCAGCGCGCUGCCCUCGAUGGAUUGCUGCGAGCCUGUCUUGGGCUGCCGGUGCAUCAGCUGCAACUUGAACAUAGGGUUCCGUUUUUGAUGUCGGAGCUACGUUCGGGCAGGAUGUUUGGAGCUUCGCCUCCUACGAAGAAGCAGAAAUUGGCUCACGCCAACGGCGACCAGUAACUCUCUACAACACUACCGUCUCUACAAUCGAGAAGUCCAAUGUAGCAUCACAUAACUUCCCUCCUCCCCAGUUUACGUAAGGUUUAGUAGUGUAUAAUAAUUAUACAAGAGCCAUAGCUAUAAUCACUUUGAAACGGUAACAAAUAAGUCAUAAUUAAAAUUUAUUCAAGAUAUUGUUCAAUAAUGAAAUGAAGUAAUAUGAGUAAACAAAUACAGACGUUGUUACACUGGACUUAUGUGCCAUUUUGGAUAGAACGCCGUUAUCUCUUACAUUUUACAUGAUUUUAAAAUUCUGUAUAGUUUGCAACAUAAUAGUGUCUAUAAUUUUAAUAUGAAUCUCCAAUCAAGUAUUCCUUUUAAAUUCUGUGACGUCACAAUUAAUCUAUAAAGCUACUAUUCUACUUUCUA
Molecule: messenger RNA, 2225 nt
Organism: Achroia grisella
Lineage: Eukaryota; Metazoa; Arthropoda; Insecta; Lepidoptera; Pyralidae
Gene: Inos
Product: inositol-3-phosphate synthase
Exons: 12
Coding region: 198-1817 (539 amino acids)
Biological process (GO): inositol biosynthetic process; phospholipid biosynthetic process
Cellular component (GO): cytoplasm
Molecular function (GO): inositol-3-phosphate synthase activity
Source: RefSeq, a predicted model, not a curated record